AUGUCAGAUGACGAAGAUGGCCCAACUUUUACCAAACGCCAGAAGGUCCUUCACUUUGGGAGCCUGGAAGAUGCCGAGAAACAGCGACUGGGAGCAGACAGGACUAGUAUUGCAGCAGUCAAGCUUUCCAUUGAGGCUGGCAAGGAAGCUGGGCAUAUAAACAUCUCAGAUGGAGGUCACUUUGAUCUUGAAGCCAGCGAGUCUGCAAUGCAUGCAGAAGCUUUGGCUGAAUUUGAGAAACGAAAACGGGCAAGAACAAUCCAAGUUUCCACAGACGACUCUGAAGUCAAGGCCAAUCUGAGACAAAUAGGAGAACCCAUUUGCUUGUUUGGUGAGGGUCCUGCAGAGAGGCGAGAACGAUUGCGGAAACUUCUUGCCGAGCUUGGCGAAACUGCAAUCAAGCAGAAAAAGGAAGAAAAGCAGAAAGAGCAGAAAAAGAAAGACGAGGACAAUGUUACCUGGUACCACGAAGGUCCACAGUCUUUGAAGAAUGCCAGGUACUGGAUUGCUGAGUACUCCAUUCCCAGAGCAAAAGAAAGAGUUAAAAAACAGAAGGAGGAGAAGCUAGUUCCUGUCACGAAGAAAAAUGCUAAAAUACAAAAUUUGCAGAAACGUAUCAGGUCAAUCACAAAUGACUGCAGUCAGAUCGGAGAUAGCCGGCCGAUAUCAUAUUGUUCCUUCAGUCCUAACUCCAAAAUAUUGGCAACAGCAUCUUGGUCCGGAUUGUGCAAGCUGUGGUCGAUACCGGAUUGCAGCCAUAUACGUAAUCUGAGAGGUCACAACUGCAACGUUGGAGCUAUAGUGUUCCACCCACAAGCCACCUUGACCUUAGACAACAGCCUGUGCUGCAUGGCGUCAUGUAGCCAGGAUGGCACCGUCAAAUUGUGGAAUUUGGAGAGCGAGGAGCCUAUUGCAGAUAUUGAAGGUCAUGCUCCUUAUAGAGUAUCUCGAGUCAAAUACCAUCCGUCUGGAAGAUUCUUGGCCACUUGCUGCUUCGACCACUCCUGGCGUCUGUGGGAUCUAGAAGUACAGGAAGAAGUUCUUCAUCAGGAGGGACACAGCGGUCCAGUCUUUGACAUCGCCUUCCAGUCAGAUGGUGCUCUGUGUGUUACCGGAGGACUAGAUGCCUACGGCAGGGUGUGGGAUCUGAGAUCUGGAAGAUGUGUCAUGUUCUUGGAAGGACACCUGAAGUCUAUCCUAGCUGUUGAUUUCAGCGACGAUGGGUACCACGCAGCCACUGGCAGCGAGGACAACGGAACCAAGAUUUGGGACUUGAGACAGAGGAAAUGUGUUUACACCGUUCCGUCACACACGAACAUCGUCUCUGGGGUUAAAUUCCAGCCACACAGUGGCAACUAUUUGGUGACUGCCUCGUAUGAUGGGACUGCAAAGAUCUGGGCACAUCCCACUUGGGCACCACUCAAAACUCUGGCAGGACAUGAGAGCAGAGUUAUGGGUCUUGACAUCUCUCGUGACCUCAAGUACAUCGCCACAAGUUCCUACGAUCGUACUUUCAAGCUGUGGGUGUCAGAAUUUGGUGGUGGCCUUUGA
This is a messenger RNA of Candidula unifasciata, 1551 nucleotides long. Lineage: Eukaryota; Metazoa; Mollusca; Gastropoda; Stylommatophora; Geomitridae. The record is from the annotation of a GenBank genome assembly.